AGCACGAACGGGUGCCGGGACGGACCUCCGGGCUAGCGCGACCCGAGGCGGCGGAGGACCGACGGUCGCGGCUCGGGCGUCGCGGUGUGGACAGCUGACUGGUAGGGAGAUCCAGACCCUUGCUUGACCUUGUUGUUACAAGGUGGCGGUCUAACCAACUGAGAUAACAGUUACUCCAUGGAUUCCUUUGGGCAACCCAGACCAGAAGGUAACCAGUCAGUAGUCAGCAGAAUGCAAAAGAAAUACUGGAAAACUAAACAGGUAUUUAUCAAAGCAACAGGAAAAGAAGAGGAUGAGCACGUUGUGGCAUCUGAUGCUGACCUAGACGCUAAACUUGAGGUUUUUCACUCCAUUCAAGAGACAUGUACUGAACUUCUGAAGAUAGUCGAGAAAUAUCAGCUAAGACUCAAUGUUAUAUCAGAAGAAGAAAAUGAGCUAGGGCUCUUUUUAAAAUUUCAAGCAGAACUGGAUGCAACUCAAGCUGGCAAAAUGAUGGAUGCCACUGGCAAGGCACUCUGUUCUUCAGCCAAGCAAAGAUUGGCCCUAUGUACUCCCCUGUCACGUCUUAAGCAAGAAGUAGCAACGUUCAGUCAAAGGGCCGUAUCUGAUAGCUUGAUGACAAUUAAUCGGAUGGAGCAGGCGCGCACAGAAUACAGAGGAGCUCUGCUAUGGAUGAAAGACGUAUCCCAAGAACUGGAUCCAGACACCGUAAGACAAAUGGAAAAGUUCAGAAAAGUUCAGAUCCAAGUGAGAAACAGCAAGGCUUCUUUUGACAAGUUAAAGAUGGAUGUUUGUCAAAAAGUGGAUUUACUUGGAGCUAGUCGCUGCAAUAUGUUAUCUCACUCACUCACUACCUACCAGAGAACACUGCUUGGAUUUUGGGAGAAAACAGCUCGAAUGAUGUCCCAAAUCCAUGAGGCCCAUAUUGGCUUUCAUCCAUAUGAUUUUGUAGCUCUCAAGCGACUACAAGACACUCCAAGCAAGCUUACCAAAGACCACAAAGAAGAACAAAUAGAAGGCAAUUUUCUUACUGAAAACCUCGAUAAGUUAGUUUUGUCAGAUGAGGAAGCGAGCAUCAGGAGGAAGAGAGAGGAGGGAGUUGCAAAAGAUCUACCUGUAGAUUCAUUGGAAAGAGAAGAUUUUGAGAAGGAAUUCUCAUUUCUGAACAACCUCAUAAGUCCUGGUUCUUCAAGUACAAGAGAAUUUACCCAAGAAUGCCAGACUGACUUUGGGAGCCCCAGUGCCAGUCUCACGUCCCAGGAGCCUUCUGUGGGGUCCGAGCCUCUUGCUCAUUCCUCUCGAUUCCUUCCUUCAAAACUCUUUGACAUCGGCCUUCAUGCUGCUGGAGCUUUUAACACUUCCAACAAUGGUAACCAAGACAUGUCAGCCUGGCUCAAUCUAUUCGCAGACUUGGAUCCACUUUCAAACCCAGAUGCUAUUGGGCACUUGGAUGAUGAACUUCUUAAUGCUUGACUGAAGUUACAUCAUUUGAACAGACUUGAGACAUCAAUUUUGCAACACGUUGCCUUUGUGGAAAGGAGUUUAUUAUCGUAAUCUGCACACAAAAGCAUGGUGUUUGUGAAUAUACCACCUGUCAGCCAACUUUUAGACAGAUGGUAAGGACCACAUUUGAAUAGAUAAAGUACAUCUUUAAUAUCUUGGAUUUGUAGCUGUUGAUACAAUGUCGAAAAUAUUAGAAACUGAGUUUGCAAUAUUUAGAAACCAAAAUUUAUGUCAAAAUAACAUCUAGAAAUAAUUGUGUCAAUAAGGAGUUAGGCUUAUUCUACAGAAAGCCUUGUAUGUUUAAGUUCCUUUGCUGACUGUAAGAAUUCUAUAUGUGGAUAAAGGACAGCAUGUAAAUUGGGUUGUAGUUUGGGGUUGGUUAGUUUUUAAAUGAAAGAGUGGCAAAGGGGAUUCUCUGUUGUGGAAAAUAGCACAAGAACCAGACCAGCUCUGUCUUUGGUCAGAAAUGUAGAAUAAGAUUUGAGAACACAGUUUGUUUAAGGAAAUCAGAGAACCUUGGUACUUAUUUUUCUCUAUUUGGAGGCUAAAAUGUAAUAUUAUCUUUCAUUAUACAAAAUCACGAACACCUCCAAUUCCAUGGGGGAAGUAGCAGGAAGAUUAAUUUGCUAAGCUCAUUCUCUGUUGAAUUUGAAAAAAUUAUCUUCCCAUCUCAUAAACCACAAGAAUGCCCUGUAAUAUUUAAGACAUUGUGCAAGUGACUUCAGACCUGGUUUUUCACACACUACUACAGUAAUAUGUAGUAUUCAUAUUUUCCUGAAAAAAAAAUGAGAGAAUAUUCCCUAAGAACUGGUGAUAGUAAUUCUAAAAUUACUAGAAACUUCUAUCUGAAUGCAGGAGACAGUUCUAAAUGCCUUAGCCUUAUACAUAUUUGCAUACUUAACCCAUAUUUCUUGACAUGAUUUAACCCAAAAUAUUUUCUGGCAGAGAUACAAAAAGCUCUACAUGAUCAACAAAGGCAUGUUUUAUUUUUUACACUUUUCCCUUUCUAUGGUGACAUCAUCUGAGGCUCUAUUUCAUUACUAAGCAAAAGCUGUUACCCUUAGAGGGUUCAGAACCUAAGUAUUAGACGGAAGAUUAUUUAAUGGCAGUUACUGUGAGCUAAUGAAAACAUAGCUACUGCACACACACAUCACUCAUUCAAUGUCCUGUCCUUUCUUCUAGCCCACCUUUAGCUUUGAGGCAGUUUUCCAAGUGUUUUUUGUCAUCCAGCCCAUUGUAGUUCCAUAAGAAAACAUUUUAACUAAGUUGUUCACAGUAGUUUCCAUGUGCUCUUAGUUCUAAACAGGUUUACUUAGAAGAUAACCUUGUAAUGUCCAAGUCAUUGUAUAUAGGAAACAUUUUUAGAAAUGGACCAGAGUAGGCAAAAUGCAGUCCACCUCUCAUCCACAGCAGUCUGGCCUAACUACGAUAUUAACUGCCCACAAGCUCUCCAGAAAACCACUACUAUGAUCAAGUACUGCAUUGGCUGGACAGACCUUAUGUGAGGGCCAGAAACAUGGACUCAGGAAAAGGUUAUGAAGUCUUUCCUUAAAAUCUUUCACAAUAUCCUAUUUCUUUAUUUGGUUUUUAUGAGCUGUUA
Cynocephalus volans (Philippine flying lemur) is the source of this 3103-nucleotide messenger RNA. It is a transcript of the gene ICA1L, whose product is annotated as islet cell autoantigen 1 like. Gene Ontology annotation, molecular function: protein domain specific binding. Bases 178 to 1473 code for a protein of 431 amino acids. The transcript is spliced from 13 exons. Gene Ontology annotation, cellular component: Golgi apparatus. Gene Ontology annotation, biological process: regulation of transport. NCBI's taxonomy places the organism in Eukaryota, Metazoa, Chordata, Mammalia, Dermoptera, Cynocephalidae. The record is from RefSeq and is a predicted model, not a curated record.